GGUCAGUAAGCGCCAAAUAACCCUGAACAUUUUGGGAAAAUAUUGAAAACACAAAUGGCUCGGCGUGUUAUGACUGACGAUCUGAAAACGGUAGAGUUUGAAACAAGUGAAGAUGUCGAUGUUACACCAACCUUUGAUAGCAUGGGACUUCGCGAGGAAUUAUUGCGGGGAAUUUACGCAUAUGGUUUUGAGAAGCCUUCAGCUAUUCAGCAAAGGUCCAUCAAACCGAUUGUAAAAGGCCGUGAUGUUAUUGCGCAAGCUCAGUCAGGUACCGGCAAGACGGCAACAUUUUCCAUCUCUGUGCUGCAAUGUCUGGACACACAGGUCCGUGAGACACAGGCACUCAUCCUCUCCCCGACCAGAGAACUGGCACAACAGAUCCAGAAGGUCAUUCUGGCUUUGGGUGACUACAUGAAUGUCCAGUGUCACUCAUGUAUUGGAGGCACAAACAUCGGCGAAGAUAUCCGCAAACUGGACUACGGUCAGCAUGUUGUCUCUGGAACUCCCGGCCGUGUGUUUGACAUGAUCAAAAGAAGAAACUUGAGAACCAGAGCCAUAAAGAUGCUGAUUCUGGAUGAGGCCGAUGAAAUGCUUAAUAAAGGAUUCAAGGAGCAGAUCUAUGAUGUGUACCGGUACCUGCCCCCAGCCACGCAGGUGAUCCUGAUCUCUGCCACACUGCCACACGAGAUCCUGGAGAUGACCAGCAAGUUCAUGACAGACCCCAUACGCAUCCUUGUCAAACGUGAUGAGUUGACCCUGGAAGGCAUCAAGCAGUUCUUCGUUGCCGUGGAGAGAGAGGAGUGGAAGUUUGACACGCUGUGUGACCUCUACGACACCCUCACCAUCACCCAGGCUGUCAUCUUCUGCAACACCAAGAGGAAGGUGGACUGGCUGACAGAGAAGAUGCGUGACGCAAACUUCACAGUGUCCUCUAUGCACGGAGAGAUGAAGCAGCCGGAGCGAGAAGCCAUCAUGAAGCAGUUCAGAAGUGGGGCCAGCCGUGUGCUGAUCACGACAGAUGUGUGGGCACGAGGCCUGGAUGUGCAGCAAGUGUCUCUCGUUAUCAACUAUGAUCUCCCCAAUAACAGAGAGUUGUACAUCCACAGGAUUGGUCGUUCUGGAAGAUUCGGCAGGAAAGGUGUGGCCAUCAACUUUGUCAAAAAUGACGACAUUCGUAUCCUGCGAGAUAUUGAGCAGUACUACUCUACUCAGAUUGAUGAAAUGCCUAUGAACGUGGCUGAUCUCAUCUAGAGAUUCUUGGUAGCAGUAGAAGAAUGGUGUGCUGUAAUUAUUUGGAAAUGAAGUGUCAGUGUAAAAAGUGUGAAUAUUCAAAGGAAAAAGGGAAACAAUCGGACACUGAAUGUGAGGUGUUGUGAAGUAGGAAUAACAUGUUGUAUAAUAAAGUUAAACAUUAUUUUAUGAAAUUGCAUAAUGUUCAGAAUGUACACUGACAGUUACAAUGUGAGGGCGUGACAAUUUAUGUUGUAUGGCACCACUUAUAGAGAUGAAUUUGUUAUUACUAUGUCUUGGUAUUAAGUCAGGUUUUGUGGUUCACUUCGAUAUUUUUAAAUUAAAACUUUUUUUUCACAAAAAACGUUUGAGUAUCAAUAAAAACAUACUUUGUAUUUUAUUCAGAGAUCCAUCAAUACUGUUUGCUGUAGUUUGUUCUCUGACAUGUGGAAAUAAUGCCAUGUUUUAAUCAAUGAUGUUCACUAUACAUUUCUAAAUUUAAGCCUUUUGUUUGUUUCAUCAAUUAUUUUUUGUGUAAAAUAAAAAAAAUAUUUCUCAUCAUCUUGUGUUCUAGUUUUAUGUACAUUUUGUAAAUUCAUUCUCUUAUAUUUUGUAAUAUGACAUGGUAUCUGAUGUAAUGUAGUCUCUUAAAAUAAAGACAUGUUGGUCACUUA
Molecule: messenger RNA, 1904 nt
Organism: Dreissena polymorpha
Lineage: Eukaryota; Metazoa; Mollusca; Bivalvia; Myida; Dreissenidae
Product: eukaryotic initiation factor 4A-III
Exons: 11
Coding region: 55-1251 (398 amino acids)
Cellular component (GO): nucleolus; catalytic step 2 spliceosome
Molecular function (GO): mRNA binding; ATP binding; RNA helicase activity
Source: RefSeq, a predicted model, not a curated record